UGCUCCAUAUAAAGGAGGGCUCUGGGCUGAGCAGUCACUGCUCCCUGCUCCUCUCACCUAGAAGAUGUCUGGUCGCGGUAAAGGAGGGAAAGGGCUCGGGAAAGGCGGCGCCAAGCGGCACAGGAAGGUGCUCCGUGAUAACAUCCAGGGCAUCACCAAGCCUGCCAUCCGCCGCCUAGCUCGCAGGGGAGGCGUCAAGCGCAUCUCCGGCCUCAUCUAUGAGGAGACUCGCGGGGUGCUGAAGGUCUUCCUGGAGAACGUCAUCCGGGACGCCGUCACCUACACCGAGCACGCCAAGAGGAAGACCGUCACCGCCAUGGACGUGGUCUACGCGCUCAAGCGCCAGGGCCGCACUCUCUACGGCUUCGGGGGUUAAUGCUGCCGCCGCCUCCGUCCUCACAGCACAAAGGCU
Messenger RNA from Bufo bufo (common toad), 412 nucleotides. Its product is annotated as histone H4. Gene Ontology annotation, molecular function: protein heterodimerization activity; structural constituent of chromatin; DNA binding. The coding region runs from base 65 to 376 and encodes 103 amino acids. Gene Ontology annotation, cellular component: nucleosome. Gene Ontology annotation, biological process: nucleosome assembly. The record is from RefSeq and is a predicted model, not a curated record. The transcript has a single exon. NCBI's taxonomy places the organism in Eukaryota, Metazoa, Chordata, Amphibia, Anura, Bufonidae.